This is a messenger RNA of Rhopalosiphum maidis (corn leaf aphid), 2142 nucleotides long. Its product is annotated as low-density lipoprotein receptor-related protein 1. The transcript is spliced from 10 exons. Gene Ontology annotation, cellular component: plasma membrane. The record is from RefSeq and is a predicted model, not a curated record. The coding region runs from base 409 to 2142 and encodes 577 amino acids. Gene Ontology annotation, molecular function: protein binding. NCBI's taxonomy places the organism in Eukaryota, Metazoa, Arthropoda, Insecta, Hemiptera, Aphididae.
UCACGACUCGCAACAUCGCAACACGUCGUCGUCGUCGUCGUCAUACCUUAACAUACAUAGUACGCGCGCUGAUCGACCUAUUGUGAUUAUCAAAUUUUUUUUUUUUUUUAAACGGUUUAGUGGUAGUUUAACUCGAUAUUGUACGAUUAUAACGUCAGUCUUCCUAUUACAUACGCGUAGUGAUUUUUUUUCUCAUUUUUUUUUUAUUGCCAUCGCCUGUCUGUGAGAAUGGAAGAAGAUCCUCAAGCGAUCAUUGAAUAAUUGCAAACGCCAAAUUUGGCCACACACAUACCCAGUUACCACCACGACGCGGGACGAUCACGUUCCGGUGCUGCAGUCGGCGUGUCGUUAGAGCGGACGACUUGUGCGACGGCGGGACGCGAUCACCACCGUCAAAGUCACAACAUAAUGGAAAACCCGGCUUACAACCCGGAGGAGGGCCAGCGGAUGGCCAACGAGUGUUUGGCCGCGAGGUUAUUGUCCGGUAAGGACAACACGGGCGGCCGCGGCGGCACCGGCACCGCGGUGUCCACGAUCUACGACCCACGCGCCUACGGAACCACCGCCACCGCCGCAGCCACCAACGCCGCCGCGGUAGUGACGACGCCCACGCCGGCCGCAUUCCAACCGGCGACCCGGCAACAGCCCGGCAAGCGGUGUACCUGCUGGCAGCCGCCCUCGGACAUACCGCAUUUGCAUAAGUGCAAUUCGCCGCCCAGGACCAUGUGCCACACCAACAUGUUCGUCCUGUACACGUUUCUAUUCUUCACGGCUCUCAUAUGCCUGACCACCAGCGUGCUGUUGUACAUCACUAGAAUACAAGUUCCACAUAAAGAGAAAUAUCCAUUAGUAGUAGAAGGAGAAUUUCAAAUUACAAAUAUCCCGUACACGAUAGGCUUUGUGGAUAGAAACUCCACCGAGUUUUUAGCACUGAGUGCCAAUAUCACGAUUCAGUUGGACGACACGUUCAGAAACAGUGAACUGUCACCGUGGUAUGAUGGCUGUGAGGUGAUUGAUCUAAGUCCCGGUCAAGCAAAGGGUGUUCAAGUGCAGUGCGAGAUAAAGUUCUCUCAAGAACCCGAGUCUGCUAUUGGCAUUGGGCAGAUCGGUAUUGCAUUCCUGAAGACUCUUCGCAUACAGCAUGGACAUACUUGGUUAGGAAACUACAGUGUAGACGUUCAAUCUAUUGGAUUUCAAAUGAGUGGCGAAUUGGGAAUGUGGACUGAUUGGUCUGAAUGGAGUGGUUGUGAAGAUCCCGGAGACUAUGUAGCUACCAGGACCAGAAAAUGUCUAACUAGGGACACGCGAGAACCGACAAGCGUAGACCGGUGUCUGCUAAUACCGGGCAAUAAGAGUGAUCUGGACCUGAUGCCUUGUCGGAUAUAUCUAUCACAAAAUUCAGACCUCGAUGAAUAUUUCACAGUCCCACCACCGAUUUCGACAUCAACCAGCAAAGAAGUAAUUGAACAAGCGCCGACAAACAAAGUCACAGAAAACGUUGAAGAUAAUUGGAUUUGUGACGAAUGCAAAGAAGACGAAGUUUGUUUGGCCGAUCGAGACGAAGGGAUUCUGCAAUGUUUACCAAGCUUAGAUAUAAAGGAUUUAACUGGAUGUGGUGGACGAUGUGGUAUAAACACCCAGUACUGUCAAAAUAUUCAUAGAAAUGCGUAUACUUGUGUGGAUACUUCGCCAUGCUCUAAAAACGAGUUUGAAUGUGGAAACCGCAUGUGCGUAUCGGAUAAAGCGAAGUGUAAUGGUAUUUACGAUUGUUUAGACCAGACAGACGAAAAAGAUUGUCCUUGUGAUCUCGAAACACACUUCCGAUGUGGCAUUCAAUGUUUGCUAAAGACGAAAAUGUGCGAUGGCGUGUCUGACUGUUGGAAUGGCCACGACGAACUGAAUUGUACUCAUUGCGAAGACGGUAAAUUUGCUUGUAAUUCAAACGAUGAGUGUGUAAUCUACGAUCAUUUUUGUGACGCAUACCCAGACUGUACAGACAAGUCUGACGAACCGUUAGGAUGUGAAGGGCCUUGCAGGAGUAAUGAGAAAGCUUGCAGAAAUGGCCGGUGUGUAAAAAUCCAUACACUUUGUGAUGAAAUAGAAGACUGCGGAAAUGAAUUUAACAAUAAAACUAAUUGUUAG